Chara braunii is the source of this 2848-nucleotide messenger RNA. Lineage: Eukaryota; Viridiplantae; Streptophyta; Charophyceae; Charales; Characeae. The record is from the annotation of a GenBank genome assembly.
CCCAUGCGCACAUAAUAUUUUUCGUUGUCGGCCAUCUCAAAGAGGUCCGACCGCUGUGAGGGAGAAGAGUGAGGCGCGUCUUCUUCUUCAUCGGCAGACAUCGCCGAAAGCUCAUAAAGAAGCGGCCAAGACAGAGCAGGGAGGCACUGGGAUCUGUUUACACCGGGGCAAGCGGGCUGGAACCAGUUUGCAUCUUGCUCCAAUCUGGUGCUGGGGACCACGUCCGUCCACGGCAGCUAUUUUAUCGUCACCGUCCUUGUUCUCAUUUAUUUGACAUCAUUUGUGUUAGACGGGGGGGGCAACGAUGGCCGGGGCAAUGGCAGCUUCAGGCCAGGCUGUCAGAUCGGGAGUGGUGGGUUUGGGUCAGCUUGCGCACUCCCAAGAAGCUGGAUUCCGCAGAAAAUUGGGAGGGGGGAGGGUUGAUGCAUCCAGACACCAAAGCCUGGGGCCUUCAGUGUGCCAAUUAUGUGCCGCUGUGCGGUCCAGCCGCCGGUCAUCGGCAGAGAGCGAGCUCCAGCUUGUCAGACGCUGCUGCGCUCCUGUUUGCUCUGCAUCAACGUCGUUGUCGUCUUCCUGCGGCUCAUCCUUUCGCGCCGAAGAGCGGAUUGUCGGCCACGAGACGAAAGGCGGCAGCUGCAACAAGAAGUCUCGCUCUCAACGCCAACCAGGUAUUGUGCUGCCACGCGCCAGCGGGGGUGGCAAUGGAGAGGUGGGUGUGGCAACCGUGGCAGAUAACGCUGACGUGUCCUCCUCCAGCAUGACAACGACGGUCGGAGGCGACGGCGGGCUGCAGAUCUGUCGCAUACUGAAUGGCAUGUGGCAGACGAGCGGCGGCUGGGGAAGAAUAGAACCGUCCAAGGCGGUUGCUGCCAUGUUUGAACACGUGGACAACGGACUGACUACGUUCGACAUGGCCGACCAUUACGGUCCCGCGGAGGACUUGUUCGGUCUGUUCCACAAUCAAGCUCUGAGGGAAAGGGGCGAAGAGUACGCAUCGAAGGUUCAAGGCCUCACCAAGUGGUGCCCUUCGCCGGUGAAGAUGACGAGAAGCGUGGUCGAGCAAAACAUCGACCGAUCGCGCAAACGAAUGGACGUCAAGCGUCUCGACAUGCUCCAGUUCCAUUGGUGGGACUACGCGAACCCGGGCUACCUGGACGCGUUGAAGCACAUGCAAGAUCUGAAAGAGGAGGGCAAGAUUGCGCAGCUGUCGCUGACCAACUUCGACACAAAGAGGCUGCAAAUCAUACUCGAGAACGGCAUCAGUAUCGCCAGCAAUCAAGUGCAGUACUCUCUGGUCGAUCAGAGACCCGACAAGGAAAUGGCCAAGCUCUGUCAGAUGACCGGUGUGAAGCUGAUCACCUAUGGGACAGUGCUUGGGGGGCUGUUGUCGGAGAAGUACCUCGGAAAGGGACAACCUGGGUCUUGGGGCGGGCCCACCCUGAACACGCCGUCUCUCAACAAGUACAAGAGGAUGGUGGAUGUGUGGGGAGGCUGGGAGUUGUUUCAACAGCUGCUGAGGGAGUGCAACACCAUAGCCAAGAAGCAUGGCGUGUCCAUGGCGACCGUCGGGCUUCGCUUCGUGCUCGAUCAGUCGGCCGUGGGUGGAUCGAUGGUCGGGGUUAGACUAGGAAUUGCACAGCACAUAGAGGACUCGAAGAAGGUCUUCGGUCUCAAAUUAGACGAAGACGAUCGACAGAGAUUAGAAACCGUCACUGGACAGAGUAGAGACCUCCUGGUUAUCAUCGGAGAUUGCGGCGAUGAAUACCGUGGAUGAGACGGGACCACCAACCUCCAUCCAGAGGGAGCCCCCCCCCCCACUCACGCAAACCUUAUCCUCCUUUUUCACUCCUACGUGGCUGCGUGGGUUCGUCGCUAAUCAAGAGCUGCCUUGGAUCGAUAAUCAAGUCGUCUGUGGCUCUGUCGCUAUCUCUGUCCAUUACAUUCUCUCGCCCAACGCCCAAUGACUAAGUCUUCUGUGCCUCUGGUCUUUCCCUAGCUUUUUUGUCGAUCUCGGAUUCUGAGGGAUGAGCGGCGAGCACACUCGCGAACCUUAUCCUCUUGUGUCUUCCUAUGUGUCUAUGCGGGUCUGUCGAGCUGCUUUUGCUUCAGAACCAAGUGUCCUGUGGCUCUGUCUCUGUGCGUACGUUCGCUUCUUUCUUUCAAGCGCUAGUCUUCUGUCCCUCUGGUCUGUCUCGCUUCUUCGAUCUCGGAUUCUGAGUGGAACGCACACGGCGAACCUAUGUGGCUAUGCGGGUCUGUUGAGCUGCUUUUGCUUCAGAACCAAGUGUCCUGUGGCUCUGUCUCUGUGCAUAUGUUCACUUCUUUCUCCCAAGCGCUAGUCUUCUGUCCCUCUGGUCUGUCUCACUUCUUCGAUCUCGGAUUGUGAGGGGUGAGCGCACACGCCCAACCUUAUAUCCUCGUGUCUUCCUAUGUGGCUGUGUGUGUCGGUCGAGCAGCUUUCGCUCGCAAACUAAGCGAUUCUGUGGCUCUGUCUCUGUCUGUACCUUAGCCUCUUUGUCUCCCAACAACUUAAGUCUUCUGUGUCUCUGACUCUGCCUAGCUUCGAUAUCUGCGGGGGCAGGAUAUUCUCGCCGGGAUUUUCUUUUGUUGUGUAAAUGGACUGUAAUUACCACUACAUUCACCCAGAAAACUCCAGGUUUGAAUGGUUAUCGCGUCUUUCCCCCCCUCCCCCCCCCCCCCCCCCCCCCCCCCCCCCCCCCCCCCCCCCUCUCUCUCUCUCUCUCUCUCUCUCUCUCUCUAUCUCUCUCUCUCUCUCCCCCCCCCUCUCUCUAAGAAGAGGACUUUGCUGUCCUCACUAAUGCCACUUUAAUCAAUUCAUGUCUUUGCU